AUGCUACAUCAUCAGAAAACAAAAAAUCAUAUUAAUUAUCAAAUUGUGGAGUCAUCACCAUUGAAAACGAGAGAUUCAGAUGCCCGGAAGCACUCUUUCAGCCGACAUUUUUUUGGUAUAGAAGCAUCAGGUAUCCACGAGACAACUUACAACUCAAUCAUGAAGUGCGAUGUCGAUAUCAGAAAGGACUUGUACGGAAACAUCCCUAAUCAAGGCUGUUUAUGCUUGGCUCAAUUUAAUUAUAUUCAUAUUGGUGUUUAUUUGGUUUCGUUUUAA
Molecule: messenger RNA, 276 nt
Organism: Entamoeba invadens IP1
Lineage: Eukaryota; Evosea; Mastigamoebida; Endamoebidae
Product: actin, putative
Exons: 2
Coding region: 1-276 (91 amino acids)
Source: RefSeq, a predicted model, not a curated record